AGAGAAGAAGUAAAAUUCCAAAGGAGGUCCCCUCACCAUGUGGCUGUACCUGGCGGUCCUUGUGGGCCUGUACUACCUCCUGCGCUGGUACCGGGAGAGGCAGGUAGUGAGCCACCUCCAGGACAAGUUCGUCUUCAUCACGGGCUGUGACUCGGGCUUCGGGAACCUGCUGGCCAGGCAGCUGCACCUGCGAGGCUUGAGGGUUCUGGCUGCGUGUCUGACGGAGCAGGGGGCCGAGCAGCUGAGGAACCAGACGUCAGACAGGUUGGAGACGGUGAUCCUGGACGUCACCAAGACUGAGAGUAUCGCUGCGGCCACUGAGUGGGUGAAGGAGCGUGUGGGGGACAGAGGGCUCUGGGGUCUGGUCAACAAUGCAGGCACUUUUCACCCACAUGGCUACACUGAGUGGCUGAAGAUUGAGGCCUAUAUGAAUACCCUCAAAGUGAACCUCAUUGGUUUGAUAGAGGUGACCUUGAACAUGCUUCCCUUGGUAAGGAGAGCACAGGGGAGGAUUGUCAAUGUCUCCAGCAUUCUGGGAAGAAUUGCUUUCUUUGGAGGAGUCUACUCUUCCACCAAAUAUGGAGUGGAAGCCUUUUCAGAUAUUCUGAGGCGUGAGCUUCAACAUUUUGGGGUGAAAAUCAGCAUAGUUGAACCUGGCUACUUCAGAACAGGAAUGACAGAUAUGCAGAAGUCCUCAGAGGCAGUGAAACAAGUCUGGAAAGAAGUCCCUGUGCAUAUUAAGGAGUCCUAUGGACAGAAGUUUUUUGAUACCUAUCACGAUCUUCUGAAACAAGGGAUGUUGAGUUGUAGCACAAACCUGAACCUGGUUACUGACUGUAUGGAACAUGCCCUGACAUCUGUGCAUCCCCGCACUCGAUACUCAGCUGGCUGGGAUGCUCAAUUUUUCUUCAUCCCUCUAUCUUAUUUACCUACAUCACUGGCAGACUACAUAUUGACUAGAUCUUGGCCCAAACCAGCCCAGGCAGUCUAAAGAAAACUAGUUGGUGGCUCUUGAAAUGAAGAAGACAAAAAUCUGAAAUUGAUUGUUAGUGUCCCAAUAAUCUUUAUGUAUCAUCUAUACU
This is a messenger RNA of Eubalaena glacialis (North Atlantic right whale), 1082 nucleotides long. Its product is annotated as 17-beta-hydroxysteroid dehydrogenase type 6. The transcript is spliced from 5 exons. Bases 38 to 991 code for a protein of 317 amino acids. Gene Ontology annotation, molecular function: oxidoreductase activity. NCBI's taxonomy places the organism in Eukaryota, Metazoa, Chordata, Mammalia, Artiodactyla, Balaenidae. The record is from RefSeq and is a predicted model, not a curated record.